UCUUGGUACUAUCAGUUUUCAGUUUUUUUUUCAAAAACUUUAUGGUUUUAUUCACGAUUUUGUUGGCUAAUUAUUCUGAAUCUUAUUUAUCUGACUUUGCGUGAUUUUUUAGACCCAAAUACUACGAAUUUCAACACAUAGUGAUGGUUAGCUUCUCUCGAUGUCUAAGAAUGUUACAAGCCAGACCCAGUAGUCCUGAUGAUAGCGAGGAGUUUGAUGACGUAUUCGAUGAUAGCCUCUUAAUCCCAGCUUCAGCUAAAAAGAAGCAAUGUCUGUCUAAGAGCAGAAGUCUCAAAACCAGUUAUGACAGUUAUCUGACUAAAGAAAUGAUCCACCCUCUCAAUGAUUUGAAUAAGUCCCUUGAUGGUGAUGAAACUCAAGAACCUUACAAAAGAAGGGGUAGUGAAGCAAGACUAGAAAAGAGGAGACCAUCAAAUAAACCAAGUUCAUUUGUGACGUUUGCAGAAAUUCUCUCCCAUUUUCAGAAUCAGGAUCCUAUGAAAAUGCAACGUAUUCUUGCUGAACAGAAUGCUAAACAUGGGAAUGGUAAAAUUCUUGGCAUUUUUUCUCCUCAUCCAAGACUGUCAGCAAAUCUGAGUAAUGAGAAAGACAUAUUCCUGCUUAUGGCUGAGACCAAGUACGAGAGGACUGAACCAAUACACUUACUAAUCCUACAAUCUAUCUACUCACGGCUAAUGGGCGGGCCUCUUACCUGCCCUGCACUGGGAGCUCAUUGGAUGGAUGUUGGUUUUAACCAUCCAGACCCUUCUAUAGACCUCACCUCUGCUAAAAUGUUAGGAGCAGUUUCUCUGCUCUUUUUCAUUACUCAGUACCCUGCUCUUGCAGAAGAUGUGUUCCAGUUAUCCACAUCAUCGUACCAAGGGUUCCCUUUUGCUUUGGUAGGCCUCAACUUUACCAGGUCUAUUGUACGACUGGUACGGAAAGAGAUCCUCAACCGGCACUUUAUCCGUCAGAAACAGCUCAUCUACAUUGUGAUGGACUUGUAUUGCGCUGUGUGGUAUAAGUUCUACGUUUCGUGGAAGAAUAACGAUCCUAAUAUACGAGAUCUGAACUCAGUGACGACUGCCAUGGAACACGACAUUAUCGUUAAACCUCUCUCCAUCUUGGCUCAGUUCCAAAAGGGUAUCAAACGUACUAAUAGCAAUCCCGGUGGCAAUACUGUCGGUUUCAAGACUUCCUUUAUCAAGCGUGGAUUGAAGUUUUCUUCGUCCUCCUCAAAUAUAAACAUCAGAUCAGUGUUUUCUCAAUCCUGAUCCCGAGGGAAUGAUCUCGAACAUUUUCUAUCUGUCAGAGCCUGAAGGGCUGUAUGUAAAGAUGUAAGGGGACUUAAUGUUUGUUUGUGUGAACAAAUUUGAGAUGGGUUUAUAGGAAAGGGAAGAUUUGUGACGAGGUUGAAGUAAAGAAAUGUUACACUCCGAAUAACGUAGCAGAUUGAAUUAUUUGAAUAUUCUCAAGAAGGAAUCCUGAAGAUUGUAAAUUAGUAAACCCCUCGUUGAUAUGUGAGACCCUUGUGUACUACUGUUAAGAACGUUUUCUAAAGAGAAAUGUAUACACACCAGGCCCUGUGGUUGAUGAGCAUGGCGCCCCUUCUUGUAGCCAAUCACUGAUCAGCAUAUUCCUGCAUAAUAUGCUAACUCUUACACCGACUAUCUUCAUAUAUUUCAUGAUAAUAUAUUGUUACCUCUGAUUAGUGAUAAUAUAUCCCGAGACAAUGCGAGCGUAUGUGACUGUCGUGACACACUCAUUCCUUGUGAUGUGUAACACGAUUAAUUCCCCCGUACCUGACUUUUUGUACCCCCCUCUAGUCUCUCCCGAAUACCAAGAUAAUGUACUUCCUAGUGGUAAUGUGAUUUGUUAGGCCGGUGUGAGUCACUUAACGUUACAUUUCCUGCUUACAUGUGUGCAAAAUAUUUCAUAGCUCCCAUAUUAUGGCCUGUUUUUUUCUUCUUGUGUUAUAUUGUGUGUAUCUCCGUUCGGCGUUCACCGGUUCACCCGUAUAAUGAUAUUUUCUUUGAGCGUCCAGUCCUUUUGUGUUGAUAAGAUUUGUUAAAAGUAAACUUUUUUGGAUGUUAUACCGCCAGAUAAAUUAUUUUAUUUGAUUAUUUAUUAUUAAUUUGUGAUUUUCUUGUAUUUGAAAGUAGAAAAUGGGGUUUGUUCUCUCGUAAUCAGUGGCACGUUUCUCGCAUGUUUUUUUGAAGUUCACAUGAACUUUGAGAUGGGCUUCUAUUUGUCAGUCUGACUGGUCGGUGACGUGUGAAAAACACUUCGGCAAAGUCAACCACUUUUUCAGCAUCUUUUAGUGUUUCGAUUGAACUACAUUAUGUACUGUAACCGUUGGAAUGUUGUCCGGAAUGUUUGUUACACGUUUAUGUUUGACAAUAACACACAUCUUCCAAUCUUAUUGUCAUUAAUUACUAAUUAGGUUCCUUAAACGAUAUUUUCAUAGUUAUUUGAUCUCCUUUAAAUAUUAUGAUGAUCUAUGAUGAUUACUGAAAAUUGUACAACAGUAUUAUAUGUUAAUGUUAAACCUUUUUCUGUAGCUAAUACAGUUCAGUUUUAGUUGCAAGGUAAAUACUAAAUAUAUGAUAAACAUUAAACAUGUCGCCUACCAAUGUAUGGUGUAUUUGUAAAAAUUAUUUUGUGUCGGUUGACAUAUGUUGAUAUUUGAUAAGUUUUAACAAAAUGUCGUGUUAUGACUGAUUUUUGUUUUAAAAUAAUUUAAAAGUGCUAAAAUAAUUUAAAAGUGCUAUGAUGCAGUCCAGUGCUUGUGUGUUGAUGAUACACAAGCCUGGAAUUCCAUUAGUCAUGCUCUUUCUAGAACAAUCCAUGCAAGCUGAUGUAAGUGAAAACAACUUGAUUUCAUAAAACUGCCACACCCCGCUUUCCAGCUUGUCGUGCAUUAUACUUAAUGUAAUGAAAUGUUCGAUAACUUAUAUAUCCGCCGCUUGCAUUCCACUGAAAACAUAGAAAUCAGCCGAUAAUGCGUAAGAGCACUUAUACAAUAUUCUAAAAACUAGGCGGUCGGAUUGAGAUGAACUUUCUUGAUACGUGCCCUAAAAAUGACAGACCUGUCAAAAAAAAAGUAACAAAUAUAUAUCACUCUGUGUAAAAUAUAUUAUUGCGAAAUUGUAAGAUUUCCUUAAAACUAGACCAGGAACAGCUCUUAUCCCAACUAGACCAGGAGCAGCUCUUAUCCCAUUAUAUUGUCCACACAGUUUAACAUAUUCAAUUAAACUAUCCCGGCAAUAUUAGACCCACAUUGUUUUUAUAAUACUCCUCCUGCUAGACAAGUUAAAACUAACCCGCUACUACCCCUAGCUCCUAGCUACCUCAUACACAUACCAACAUGACUGAAGAAGUAUGCACCGAAGUUAUGGCUAACCUUGCCAACUGUAUAGCUGUGAACGGAGGAGAGGGCGAGUGCGCAGAGUUCAUGUCCAAGUUGUCGGAGUGCUGUGCAGCUAAUAACAGCAGUACUGGUGUUUGUGAGGUUAACUCUGGAGCUUAGAGUGGGGAGCACGUGUCUAGGAUCUUGUUAUGGACCUUAAUAUGGACCUUACUAUGGACCUUAACAUGGACCUUAAUAUGGACCUCACUGGGGCUCACAAUUUGGGGGCUAUUUAUUUCCUAAUAUGAACAUUGCUUUUUGGCCAGCUAGCAGCUGAUUUGACUAUAAGUUAUAAAUCGGACGGAUAUUAUUCAUCAUGGACACUAUAUUUAAUUAAUUAAUUGACAUGGCUUUGUGUAUGGCCUAAGGAGUUUUUCAGCACAACUUUUUUUAUAUUUUAUAAGAUGGCUUUUUCUACUAUGGAUAACUUCAACUCAAAUUGAAAAUUGGUUGCCUUUUUCAGAAUUUAACUUAUUUUCCAGUUAUGUACUCGUUUUAUGGGUAUGAUCAACAUAAGGGUUGACGUAGUGUGUGUGACCAAAUUGUAGUGUGUUUUCUUUGACCAAAUUUUGAUAAAUUACAUAAAUAUCAUUUUACUUAAUUCGGAUUACUGUAUCAAUUACCAAUAACUAUAUUUACUUACAAGUUCAUUAAAUCAUUAUUUAUAGUUUGA
Molecule: messenger RNA, 4082 nt
Organism: Bolinopsis microptera
Lineage: Eukaryota; Metazoa; Ctenophora; Tentaculata; Lobata; Bolinopsidae
Product: ELMO domain-containing protein 3-like
Exons: 5
Coding region: 144-1274 (376 amino acids)
Source: RefSeq, a predicted model, not a curated record